Messenger RNA from Impatiens glandulifera, 1256 nucleotides. RefSeq names its product triosephosphate isomerase, chloroplastic. Gene Ontology annotation, cellular component: cytosol. The record is from RefSeq and is a predicted model, not a curated record. Gene Ontology annotation, biological process: glycolytic process; glyceraldehyde-3-phosphate biosynthetic process; gluconeogenesis. The transcript has 9 exons. Gene Ontology annotation, molecular function: triose-phosphate isomerase activity. Bases 81 to 1040 code for a protein of 319 amino acids. Lineage: Eukaryota; Viridiplantae; Streptophyta; Magnoliopsida; Ericales; Balsaminaceae.
UAGCAAAACCUCUACUUCCUUACAAAGAGAGAAACAACCGCUUUUAGAUUUCUACAGUUAUUGCACCAGAGCCGGCAGCCAUGGCGGUAGCUUCAACUUCUCUACUUUCUCAACUCUCUACAGCUCCUAAUUCUACCAUUUCUUCUUCCCUGCACUUCUCCGGUCUCCGUCAAUCCUCCUCAAACCUCGACCAGUCACUCUUCCAUCGCAUCGAUUCUCAGCUUCGUCUCUCAUCGAAGAAGACGAAAAGUUGCAGAGGCGUCAUCACUAUGUCCGGUUCAGGAAAGUUUUUUGUUGGUGGAAACUGGAAGUGUAAUGGAACCAAGGAGUCAAUUUCCAAGCUUGUCUCUGACCUCAAUACUGCAACUUUGGAGGCGGAUGUUGAUGUGGUUGUUGGGCCUCCCUUUGUUUACUUAGAUCAGGUGAAAAGCUCAUUAACAGACCGCAUUGAGAUUGCAGCUCAAAAUUCUUGGAUCAGCAAGGGUGGAGCUUUCACAGGAGAAAUCAGUGUGGAACAAUUAAUUGAUAUUGGUUGUAAGUGGGUCAUCCUUGGUCAUUCUGAGCGGCGACAUGUAAUUGGAGAAAAUAACGAGUUCAUAGGAAAGAAGGCUGCUUAUGCCUUGAGCCAAAAUGUUGGAGUCAUAGCCUGCAUAGGAGAACUGUUAAAGGAAAGGGAGGAAGGAAAAACUUUUGACGUCUGUUUUCAGCAUCUGAAAGCUUUUGCAGAUGCUGUGCCCAGCUGGGAUAAUGUAGUUGUUGCCUAUGAACCCGUGUGGGCAAUUGGAACCGGUAAAGUUGCAACACCUCAACAAGCUCAGGAGGUUCAUGCUGCUGUUCGCGAUUGGCUAAAAAAUAAUGUUUCUGCUGAAGUUGCUUCUAAAACACGAAUUAUAUAUGGAGGGUCUGUAAAUGGGAGCAACUGUGGUGAGUUGGCAAAAGAAGAAGAUAUUGAUGGAUUUCUUGUAGGAGGUGCUUCACUAAAGGGACCGGAGUUUGCAACCAUUGUCAAUUCGGUCACUUCCAAAAGAGUUGAUGCUUGAUGGUAACAAAUAUCUUACCCGCGAAAAUAAAAGAGCUCACUCGAUCAUAUACUCUUGGUCGAAUGAGCCAAUAUUUAAAAAAAUCUAUUUACCCAAAUAACGUCAAAACCACGUGUAAAGCACUUGUUGUCAGUUAUUUAACUGAUUUGCUUGACAGAAUAAACAAAAACUACACUUCAUUUGCUAAUUAAGUUGUUGGUAGGAUGAUUUUGUUAA